CUUACUGUGCUGCCAGUUCGGCGACUCGGCGUCUUGGAAAGACCUCGGCAUCUCGCCACCCUUUGUAAUCAUCGGCUUAGUGUAGCAUCGAAUACUCAAGAAGUAAUCAAGUCGCUCUGUAUUUAAGACCGCAGAAUCUCAGGUUCGGGUCAGUUAAUAUCAGCAACAGUAUCUCCAUUCGAACUCUCAUCAUUCAAGAUCACCGCGCAAUCGCAAAACACCUACUUCAACCAUCUUGCAUAUCCUCUAAUGGCGGCCUCAACACCUAUUCCCAUCCUCACUAUUUCCCUUGCUCGUUAUCUCCACGGGUACGGCGCAGCCGAAAGUCUGGCAGAACAAUGGUCCGAGACCAAAGUCCCUACUUCGACAUCAUCCCGCUUCGCCAACAUCGGGUUUGACCUUGACGCCCAGGGCGCCAACCUCGGCGAGCUUGAGUCGCAGCUGAAAGAGAGGGAGUGGAGUGGAAUCAUCGUCGGAUGGUGCUCUCGUGGUAACAUUGAGUUCACUGAGCUAUUCGAAUCGGUCGUUACGAUCUGUGUCGACUACAUCGUUGAAAGGAAGAAGGGGGAUGUUUCGCAGAAGGAACCGAAGCUGAUCUUUUGUCGUGGGCCGGAUGAUUUCGUCAACGCGACGGUGCGCAAUUUUCCCAAUUGAGAUUAAGAGAUAAGAGUAGUCCUUGGUUUUAAUAAACUGGUUAAUUCGCAUUGCCAGAAG
Messenger RNA from Fusarium odoratissimum NRRL 54006, 714 nucleotides. RefSeq lists its product as uncharacterized. NCBI's taxonomy places the organism in Eukaryota, Fungi, Ascomycota, Sordariomycetes, Hypocreales, Nectriaceae. The transcript has a single exon. The coding region runs from base 250 to 654 and encodes 134 amino acids. The record is from RefSeq and is a predicted model, not a curated record.